UGGAGGGUGGCGGUCCAUGGCUUCGUGGGCUGCGAGUCGUACGGCAGAUAUAGUGGGGGUUGAUUCUAUAUUCACAAGAUGAAGUGAUUAUUUCCUGUUAUUGCGGUGAAUUGCUUGAGAUGAAGUUUAUCAUGUUGACCCGGCAAUGGAAAGUCGUGUUCCUGGUGGGCGUGUUCACCUUGUUCGUGUACGUUCGCGUGACCGACAAUGGCCAAGUGCAGGAGUACCGGCAAGGGAUCAGAGACAGGGUCGAUUAUAUAAUGCAGAAUGCACGUCUGCCUUCGAGGGAUGAUGUGCAGGUCCUGUUAGAGGCUUUGGACGACGCCAGGAAAGGCUUCAGUGAAAAGCAGUAUAUUCGGGGCAGAAUGUCGGAGACUACACUGAGGAGUGAUAGAGUUAUCCACAAUAAUUCAAGUACCUCUUUGGACUCCGAAAAGACAGAACACGCGCCCAAUUCUGUGCCAGUGAGCAAGGAAAUCGUUUUCCCCAGCGUGAAUAAUUGUAACAUGACGGCCUACAAGGAGCAGAUCAAGAAUCACAAGGGCCCCACGAUCCCGACGCUGAACGUGUACCCUUGUAGGUCAUGGCACUACCCAUCCCGCGACACUUCCUGGCCUGUCGUUGUCGAACCGACGAAGGGCAAAGUCCUUGAAUCCAUCUCGCUCUUGCACGUCGAGGAGGAGGCCCGUGAAUUGGUUGAGGAGGGGAUGGAGAUCCAGAAGGCGCGGGUGGCUCGUCUGGCGGACACCUGCAACAGCCACCCUGAACUGUACAUCCGCCAGUACGUGAGCCUCGUGUGGGACACCUCCAGGUCACCUCCUCUUGUUUAUUGUCCUAUAUAUAAGGUUGCGUCGACCACGUGGAUGGUCUAUUUCCAACGCCUGGCACACGUGAAUGAUGACAACCAUGCUUUAGACAAGUACAAAAAAGCGGGAAAGGAAAGAAAAAAGUACAUGCCUCGGUUUGGAGGGGGGCACCGGCGGGUAUUCGAAGAAUAUAAAGCUCCAAAUACAUCCAUCGAGAAGAAUAAAGUGUUCCAGUCUUCCUUGCGAUUUCUGGUUGUCCGCCAUCCCUUUACCAGGUUGCUCUCAGCGUAUAGGGACAAGAUAGAAAGGCCAAAUCCCAAACCAUUUGCACCGUAUUUUAAGGACCUCCAACGUGCUAUAAUACUCAAGUACAGGCCGGCAGAUAGCAACAUCACGUCUAAUACACCAACUUUCCCAGAGUUUGUCGAUUACAUCAUUGAUUUCACAGCCACCCUGACAACGGCACAGGAAUGGGAUGAAAAUGUUGUAUGUUGGACGCCUUACUGGGUGCAGUGUGGUGUGUGUUCCUCUGAUUACCAGGUGGUCAUCAAACUUGAGACAAUGACGGAAGACGAGCAGUUCCUUGCCCAAAUUGCAGACUUAAAAGAAAUCCAAAAUGUGUUUGAAUGGAGGAAUCACAAGAAAUUUUCUAAGUCAUCAAAGGAAGUAUUACCUGUCUAUUAUAAAAGUCUUUCCAAGAAACAGAUACUUCUGUUAUAUGAACGAUUUAAAAUUGACUUUGAGUUGUUUGGGUACACAGUCCAAGAAUACUUGGACUACACAGAUCAAAAGUAGAAAGUGCCUUUUGUAAAAUAGCAUAGAUGUUGGAAAAUCCCAUGUCAGAUUAAUCAAAUACAUUAACUUCUGGAUAAAUUUUGGUAGCGCGGUCACAAAACUUGUUCAGCCAAAUCAAAAUUUUCAUCACAUACUGAAUAGAUGUUAUUUCUUCACUCAUUCUGGUGGUGUCUUUCAAUUACAUUUGUCAUUUUCUAUUUUGGAUAAUAUAAAUUAUAUAUUACCUCAUCUUCAUAUAAUAAAAAAUGGGUUGCUUUUUUUUUUUUUUUUUUUUAAGUUGGAACUUCUCACUUGACUGCCUAAUCCUAUUUUUUAUACAUUUUUAACUUCUAAAUCUUGAACAUUCCUUCUCCAUAUUUUGAAAAUAAUUUCCACACCAGGAACAUGAAUCAAAAAUUAUAUUUAACCGUGGUAAUUAUACAAAUCAACCCAAUAUAUUGCAGUCUUGUAAAUACUACAGCUAGGGACAGAGCAACCUUUUUUUUUUUUUUUUUUUUUUUUUUAACAUAUCCUAAUUUAAAAACCAUCUCAUUUCAUUUUUUCUAUUUCAUCAUACACAUCUCAGGGAAAUCAUGUUGUCCCUAUCAAUUGUCAUCUCAUUUCUCUUAUUUAUGAAACUUUUUAUUGCCAUAUGCAACUCAAAGAUCACACCAGUAUGUGCUCAAAUGAUAAAACUGUCUCUGCAUCUGUAUUUUUUUUUUUUUAUACUUCAAGAUGUAACCUCAACUGGAAAAUAAUUAGACAGUUGGAAAAGAGAUAGGCCAUGUGAAGCAUGUAGCAAUAUGCAUGCAUGCCCUCUGAACUUGGCAUCAAGCUGAUAUUUAAAUUUGGCUGCUGUAUGGACACCUAUUUUAUCCCCACCCCCCCCCAUCCCUUAGUCAUUGUCGUGGGAGGCUUAGGAGAUGGGGAAAGGUCCACCCCUCCCUUGGCACUCCGCCCUCAUCUCAACUAAUUUUGCAUGGUCUUUUCUUCUCCUCCUCUCUCUUUUCUUCAUCCCCUUGUUCUGUUCACUUAUCCUACUUGUUAACUCAUUUUUGCUGUUUUCGCCAAUACUUUAUCAUAAUGCUUCCUACUCCCUUACCUCCUUCCCCUUCUGACAACCUUUACCUUGUUAUACCCCAUCAGCUCCCCCUCUCCACCCUUUUCACUACCAUUCUACCUUCUAAUACUUGUCAGCCUGUUAACUAUACCCUAAUCAUUAACUCAUUCUUAACCCUUUAUGCUACUCUAAUUUACCAUAAUGCCAUAUGACCUUUGAUGUCAUAAAUUACUUCCUUACCUGGGAGCUUUUCCCCCCAUGCUUCACUCUAUCACUAUAUAUUGAAUACACCGCUAAUGACCGUAGAGGUUGAUGCAGCAGCAAUUUUUCAAUAAAUAAAUAAUAAAAAGAUAGUUAUUUCUCAGACCUCCCCACCCAACACCCUUCUAGAAUCUCUUGAAGAUAUCCAAAACUUGCUAAACAUGACCCAAGAAACUACUCCACUUUCUCAUGCACCCUUCAAUCCCUCAAUUCCUCACAUGACUCCCUUAUGUCCUAACAAUGUCCCUUUCUAGACCUAUCUCCUCCUGACAUUCCACUCUUCCCUUAUUACACUCUCUGGAUUAUUUUCCUACUUCUCCAACUACCAUUACCACUGACUGUUUCAUAAUGGCUCUUUUAGUGUAACUCUUCCUUCCUCAGCCACCCAGUCCUUUGCUCAUGGGGGGGGGGGGGUUAUGAGACAGGGACUGAGGCCUGAUGCAGUUAAUACCCCAACCUUGGACCUCAGCCCUCACCUCAACUAAUUUUCUGGGGGCUUUGCCUCCAAGCCUCACCCCAUCAUUCUAUUUUGUGUAUGCCACCAAUGACCUUAGAUAUUGAGGCAGCAGCAAAUUUUCAAUAAAUAAUAAUAAAAAAUUUCUUCCUCAGAAACAUACUCUCUAUUUGCUCCUAUCCCUGUAUCCUUAAACCCAUCCAUUUUUACAAAUCCCCUGUAUUCAAUUUGCUCUCCCUCUUUACCCUUUUCACCACCAUGCCCUCCAACAGCCUUUGACAUCUAACGCAUUUUGUCCUAAUUGUUAACUUUUUUUUUUUUUUCCUUUUUACCCUUUUCACCACAAUACUUUAUCAUAAUACUGUGUGACCUUUGAUGUCUGACACACUAUUGUUUUGACCAUCAACCAUUCUGGGAAUCCAUCGCUUUAUGAACCAAAAUACUUCCUUACUCGGGGCUUCCCUUCCAAAGCCACCCUGUAUCGCUAUAUUUUGAAAAUGCCACUAAUAACGUUAGAUGUUGAUGCAGCAGAAAUUUUUCAGUUAAAAUAAAAAAUAUAUAUACAAGUAUAUGCUUA
This is a messenger RNA of Penaeus monodon (black tiger shrimp), 3932 nucleotides long. RefSeq names its product carbohydrate sulfotransferase 10-like. The transcript has 6 exons. Bases 120 to 1601 code for a protein of 493 amino acids. Gene Ontology annotation, molecular function: sulfotransferase activity. Gene Ontology annotation, cellular component: membrane. The record is from RefSeq and is a predicted model, not a curated record. Gene Ontology annotation, biological process: carbohydrate biosynthetic process. NCBI's taxonomy places the organism in Eukaryota, Metazoa, Arthropoda, Malacostraca, Decapoda, Penaeidae.